Molecule: messenger RNA, 10932 nt
Organism: Antechinus flavipes (yellow-footed antechinus)
Lineage: Eukaryota; Metazoa; Chordata; Mammalia; Dasyuromorphia; Dasyuridae
Gene: PALMD
Product: palmdelphin
Exons: 8
Coding region: 321-1928 (535 amino acids)
Biological process (GO): regulation of cell shape
Cellular component (GO): membrane; cytoplasm
Source: RefSeq, a predicted model, not a curated record
UCGUGCCCAGCACCCCGUGCGUCUGCCUCCCCAGCACACCCUCAUUCCAUGUGUGUGUCUGGCCUGCUCUGUUCUUCUGUUCAGAGACGCUCCCGACAACUCCGGAUUUUUGCCCUUUUUCUCUUGCUGUGGAAUUAAGAGGAGAUCCAUUACAGCUUAUUUUCUGUCACCCUCCCCCGCCCCCCUACUGCCACCGCCACCACACCCCAUCAGACGAGAAGGAGGAGGAGGAGGAGAAAAGAAGAAGUAGAAGAGGAAGAGGGGGCUUCUUACUUUAUGGUAGCUUCACAUUUAAGGUUUCCCCAACCUCGAUCUCUAGAAUGGAAGAGUCUGAACUAGUGAAGGAGAGACUCCAAGCCAUCACAGACAAAAGGAAAUUACAAGAAGAAAUCUCACAAAAGCGCCUGAAAGUAGAGGAAGAAAAGCUAAAACAUCAGCAUUUGAAGAAAAAAGCGUUGAGAGAGAAAUGGCUCCUGGAUGGAAUAAACAGUGGAAAAGAACAGGAGGAAAUGCAGAAGCAAAAUCAACAAGACCAACACCAAACCAAAGUUCUAGAACAGAGCAUCUUGAGACUUGAGAAAGAGAUUGAAGAGCUUGAAAAAGCAGAAUUGAAAAUCUCAGCUCAUGAAGAGGCAAUUUUAAAGAAACUAAAAUCAGUUGAGAGAACAGCAGAAGACAUUAUAAAGUCUGUGAAGGUGGAAAAGACAGAAAAACCAGAAGAGACCAUUGAAGACAUUUAUGCCAAUAUUCCUGAUCUUCCAAAAUCCUAUAUACCAUCUAGAUUAAGGAGGGAAAGAGAUGAAGGAAUAGAAGAGGAUGAGCAAAAUAGAAAAGCUUUGUACACCAUGGAAAUUAAAGUUGAAAAAGACAUGAAGACUGGAGAGAGCACAGUAUUAUCUUCAAUACCUCUCCCAUCUGAUGACUUUAAAGGUACAGGUGUAAAAGUUUAUGAUGAUGGCCGAAAAUCCAUCUAUGCAGUCAGCUCCAAUCACCAUGUUGCACAUAAUGGCACUGAUGAUCUAGCACCCAUUGAGGUGGAGGAACUUUUAAGACAAGCCUCAGAGAGAAACUCUAAAUCUCCAACCGAAUACCACGAGCCUGUAUACGCCAACCAGUUUUGUAGACCUUUAACCCCACAGAAAGAAGGUGUAACCACUGGACCAAAUGUUCCAGAAAGGAUGCACGUUCAAGCUAAUGGACUAGGCAGUAGUUUAAAUGGUUCUUCACACAGCUUGGGAAAUGGCUUACAGAAAGAGAAUCAUCUCAGCACCACGAGACCAAUACCUCGCCCCAGAUCAAUGGGUCAGCAAACAGAGGAUAGCCUUCGUACCCAUCCAAAGAUGAUGCCAUCUUGGGAAGAAACAAAUGUGAUGCAGGAAGAAUGUGUACCCUCAUCCAAGGCAAGAGAGAGCCCCCAAGAGUCAUCCAUUAGGAAGUCAGUAUACCCGUGUUCUUCACCAACUCUCCAGGAAAAUGAGGAAGACAUCAAAUACAAUGUUGUUCAAUCCAUGCCUUGUAAUGUAGAUGACUCAAAACCUGUUACCAUGAUUUUCAUGGGGUAUCAGCAAGCAAAGGAGGAUGAUGAAGAAGAAAAAAAGCUCCUAACAGGGUAUGAUGGAAUCAUCCAUGCCGAGCUCGUGGUGAUUGAUGAUGAUGAAGAGGAGGAAGGAGAAGCUGAAAAACCAUCCUAUCAUCCAGUCGGCCACUACAGUAAGGUUUACCAACCUGCUAAGCCAACACCACUCCCCAGAAAGAGAUCAGAAAUCAAUCCACAUGAAAAUUCAAGCCAUCAGUCACCUCAAAAAAAGCCCAUAGCCCUGAAUGAACAAAAGGAAAGCUUAAAUCAUCCUAUCCACCAUCCUAAUCUUGAUGGUUACAGAGCUGGAGAUGGGACAGAGGAUCCUUCCCUUACAGGGGCUCUUCACUAAAUUAAAACUACCAAAUCAAGACCUCGAAGCACCAGUCCCAUGGUAUUUUUAAAGAAGCAACAAUGAUCAGACCAGAUGAAUUUUAUCAUCCCAAUCUAAGCUACCUUCAUGUCCUUUGACUUCUGACCUAAGAAGAACAGACAGUGGCAACCAUAGAUAUGAACAUAUACAGUCAAAUAGCAGGGAAGUUUCUGAAUACCUAAAAGAAGACAAUGAAACAGCAAAAAUCAAUGCCAUUUAGGAAGUAAUGCUAUGCUCCUAGAAAAGUGAUGCUGUCCAACCAAUAAAUUGGCAAAGACAAUAAAAGACAAAAAUGAUUAAUAUUGAAGGAGUUGUGGGAAGACAAGCAGAUGAAUGAGCUGUGAUAAGCAACUUCUGGGCAACAAAUUUGGAGUUAUACUUACAAAUCUCCAAACUGUACGAUAAUACUACCAUCAGAACAUACCAUCAGAAGACCAAAGAUAGAUGAAAAGUUCUUAUGCAUUGAAAAAAUUAUAACAGCACUGUUUGUAAUAACAAAACACUGGAAGGAAAAAGGACACAAAUCAAUGGGAGGAUGAUUUUCUGAAAUCUAGUUGUCUUGCUUAGAUCAUUCUUCUGCUCUACCAGUUUACAUACAUAUGAAGAUAAUGGAAUAUGAUCGUGUCAUUAAGAAAUGGUGAAUAUGAGAAACUUAAAGAAACAUGGAAAAUCUUAUAUGCAGAGCAAAAAAAAAAAAGAGGAUACUAGAGAACAAUUUACAAGAUAUCCAUAAUAAUGUAAAGGAUAGAAACACUGGAAGCAUUUGGAACUCUAAUAAUGCAGUGACUUGUCUUGACUUCAGAGUACUUGAUGGUAAAGAAUACCCCAUCUUUCUUCAUGGGUGCAGAAUGAAGGAUGCAUUUUCGGGCAUGACAAAUGUGUUGAUUUGCUUUGAUUGGCUAUUUUUUACUUAUAAUAAGAGAGGCUGACGUAGCAGACUGGAGUAAUCAUUAUGAAGAGAUAGUAAUUUUUUAAGAAAGAGAAAGCCUCAAUCAAAUCUACCAAAAAAAAAAAAUGAUGUUGACAUCAUGAAGCAGUUAAAUAAGUUCAGGUUCCCCUGACUCUUGGCAGUUGGCAAGAUUACUGGGAUUAGGUAAAGCUAAAAUACCAAGUCAUAGCAGAAUUUGGCAUGUGAGUUUAAUUAGACUAGAAUCAACAGGGCAGACCAAGAGCCAAGCAUUAGCAGGGGACCAGACAGGCUGACUCUUACUGAAUUACUUUAGGCUGUAAAAGCAGUGGCUAAUCACUAUAGCUCAUGGGCAAGGUCACCAAAGUAAUGGAAUAAUAGCCCACACAAUCUCCUGGAACAGAACAGAAAGAAUUAUGCAAGGCAGAGAUGGGAGCCAUAUUUCUGUUAAGGACUACAGACCCAGGAUAGGCAGGGUGGGAUUGAAUCACAGUACCACAGAUUUUCAGAGUUGGAAGAGACCUCAUCAGACAGUUACCCCCCCCCAAAAAAAAAAAAGAACCCUUGUUAUGUCACAUUCAAAAACACAUCUUUGCCUAAAAACCUCCAGCAAGAUGGACAACACUCUCAUCCACCCAGCUCAUUACACUUCUGACUAGCUCCAGUUGUUAAGUUUUUCCUUAUAUCAAACCUAAAUGUACUUUUUUACACGUUCUGUCCAGAGCUCCCAAUUAGAUUCCCUUGAGCCAAACGGAAAACAUUAAAUCCUUUUUUCCAUAUGAUAGCCUUCAAAGACUAGAAGACUUCUAAUAUUACAAUGUAGACUCCUUGUAAGGAGAGAUUAUUUCAAGUUUUGUAUUUUUAUCUAUUUCCAAUUCCUAGCACAAUGUCUGGCACCCAACAGGUGUUUAAUAAAUACUAGUAACUGAUUGAUAUUGUCCUCCUUGUAUUUUCUUCAGUCAAUCAGCUAACAAUUAUGUGUCAAUCACUCUGCUAAGCUAAGCAUUUGUUUAUUUACUUCUUCCUCACAUGGCAUUAAACCAACACUUUGUGAUCUAUCUAUGCUCUUCUGAAUUGUCUCCAGCUUAUAAACAUCUUUCCUAAAAUGUAACUCCUAGACUUGAGCUAUACUUCAGAUGUGAUCUAACUUUUUUGGACAUCCAUAACAUAUUGUUGAUUUAUUGAGCUUCUAAGCCAAAAUAAAACCUUGACAUCUUCUUUAGAUAAACUGCUCCCAAUCUAUACCUUUUCUAUCUUAUACUGAAGAAGUCAAUUUUUAAAAACUCAAGUUAACACUUUACUUCAAUUUGUAUUCCUAUUACAUAUUAUUAUAUUAGAUUUGUUCCAGUAUUCUAGCAAUUCAAGAUUUUUCUUGAUCCUAAUUCUUUCACCAAAUAGUUUAACUUCUAGCUUUGGGUUACACUUGAAAAUUUGAUAAUUUGUCUUCUAAGUAAUUGGUUUAAAAAAAAAUGUUAAACAUCACAGGAACCAGUAUAAAUACAUGGAGCACUCCACUGGAGACCUCCAACCAAAAUGUAAUCAAACCAUUAGUGACUAUCGAGUCCAACCAGCUCCAAAUCCAUAUAUUUUUAUCAUUCUGAGCCCAUCUCCUCCUAUUUUUCUACCAGGAGCGGGAUAUGGACUGAACAUGUAGUUUUUACUAGGAUAGUAGAUACAUUUCCUCUGUGAGGAAACUCUCUACCAAUGCAAACUGGUACCUUCUCUUCAACAAUGAUAACUAGUAGCAGAAAAAGGCAGGGCUACAUAAUUAUUUUGCUUUUGUUUUCUCUGCUAAGAAGAAUGGUCCAAGUAGAAGGAGCAGAUCAAAAAUAGAUAAUAGUGAGUUGAUAUUCAAGUUAAGAAAGAGAACAGUUAAACUGCAACUGAAGAAUUCUAAUUAUCUGACCCACAUAAAAGCCAUCUUUAAGUACUAAAAGAACUGGUAGAUGCAAAUGUCUAAACUGUCAGUAAUAUUUGAAGAACAGGACGAUGGAUCAAAGGCUUGGAGAAAGACAAGUGUUUAUAUUUUUUAAAGGGGGGGAAGAAAAUGGAAUUUGCACACUAUGUAUUAGGUGUAAAGAGCUAGCAUGUCUUCAUGAAGAGCAAAUCAUGACUCUAGAACUUUGAAAGACAGAAAUUAUCAUAAAUAAGUUAAGAACUUGUUAGCUGCUCUGAUUUGAGCAGUUAUAGCAGAUGCUGGAAUAUUGGAGUCUCCCAUUAUGACUGGAAUCCAGAUAGGGAGAAUGUUGACAUGAAGUUACAUUCCCAUGUGAGAACUCCAGAAAGGAAAGACAUUUCGUCUUCAAGAGGACACACUUGAUACCAGAUUCUUUUGAGGACAAUACCAGAUAUCUGGAACGAAAGAAACAAACCAUGGAAGUUGUAGGCUAACAGAGGAAGCAAGCUCCUCAGAAAAUUCUGUCAUUUUCUGUACUAUCUUGAAAAAGAACUGUCUCUUACAAAACUCUCUUGCCAACUAUGUCCUUCUUUCAGCCAUACAACCUUUCAUCAACAAUUAGGAGAGUUUAAACAAAAGUUCCAGGCUUGGCAGGGAAGUCUAUUUACAGUCUUUUACAUGUGACCUGUUCUUCACAGAUGAAGAAUUUCCUCUAUUUCUUCUUCCUUUCCAGGGGGUCUAAAAUAUGCUCUAAUCACAAGAUCCCUUCUAUUUGUACCUCCAUUGAUUGAUCUUCAUCCAAAUGCUCUCUUCCAUGUUUACUUCCCUUUGUUUCUUGGAGACCUUUAAAUAAUUAGGCUUUCUGCUUUUUCCUUUUUAUUUAUUUAUUUGCUUGUUUUUAUUAUUAUUUUUUUUUUUUUUUGCUGAGGCAAUUGGGGUUAAGUGACUUGCCCAGAGACACACAGCUAGAAAGUGUUAAAUGACUGAGGCCAGAUUUGCAGUCAGUUUCUCCAGACUUCAGGGCUGGUGCUCCAUCCUUUCCACCUCCUCGCUGCCCCUAUAAUUAUGCUUUCUUAAUAUAUAAUACUACUCCACCACUGUUUUUACUUAUCUUGUUACUUUUGAAUAAAAUAUAUUUAUCCAGAGGCAGAACAACUGCCAGCUGGGGAAGGACAAAACCAGGCUGCACCACUAUCCAUAACCUAAUCACCCCAUUCUCUUGCUAGAAAAUGCAAGCAGAGUGAUCAAAGUUCUAUAUUCCUUGUCCUUUCAUAGCAAAAUAAUCCCUUGAAGACUAAGAGCAUUAUUAUUCAUCUAUCAUCCAAUACUAUCCCUAUCUUUCCCUAUCCUUUUAUUAUUCAAUCAGUGGUUACCUAAAAAAAAACUUAUACCCAAUGCCCACUUUCUGAUCAUUUAUCCCAAUUCUUCUCAACUCUAUUUUCCCCAUGACCCAGUUUAAGCCUUUCAUUGUGCCUCCUGGAAUUCCAACUCCAAAGAAAACAAACUUUUCUUCAUCCUGAACUCUUUUCCUUUACAUUGUUUCCAAUUAUUUGCCCUUACUGAGAUUUGGCUUUUCCCAUGUGAUACUCCAUCCUUGCUCAUCUUCUCCAAUACUGACAAUACUUUUACUGGACCUUCCCUUUCCCAGCACAGUGGUCCUAGGGAGAAGUUGGAAUAUUCCUUGUUUCCCAUUGCCAUUUAUAAGUUCUCUUUUUGCUGUCAUUGCUCAGCAACAUCUUUAUCUUCUUCAGAGUACACAGCAUCAAAUUUCCCCACUCUAAUUCAAAUUAUAUUGGCUGUUAUUAAUUACUCCUAUGUUAUUCUCCUCCCUUUCUUUAGGAAUUUAGUACCUGAAUAAAAUAACUUUAUUUCAUCUCCAACUCCUGCCUUUAUGCUGCAGGACUUCAAAGUGUAUAUGGAUUCUCCCUCAAACUCUCUAUCUAAUUUCUCAGUAUCAAAUUCCUUCCUCUGAUCCUUUCUUUUCCAACUCAGCUCUAUACAUGGAUGGUCCCUGGAUCACCCUCAAGUGUUCUACUUUCUUAAUCAAAAACUCUGACAACUCCCUAUCUCAUAAUGAACUCAUCAUUCCAUUUCUUCAUCAUUAUAGAUCAAUUUUCUACCUUCAUCUAGACCUUCAAUACCUUUCUCAGUCCAUUACCAUUGUUCUAGCUUCAUUUUCCUCCCUUCCCAAUCAUAACUAUAUUCUUAAACCAACUCAAUUCCAUACCAUUAUCAACUCUUGAAUCACUUGCCACUUUGUUCUAUCACCAUACAUACUAGGCAAACUUCAACUCUUGAUUACUACCACCAUGUUCCUUCUAGCUGCUGAAGAGAAAUAGAGGGAAUUAUAAUCAUGUUGAGUAUAUUAUAAAUUCAUCUUACCUUUGUCCUCAUUGCAACAAGACAGUCCAUUGAUUCCUCCUUAAUUGAUUCCCAGUAUCACUCCACUAAGAAACUCUCUCAAGACUUCUCAACUCUUUUCAUACCUCCACCAUUUUUCUGGUCUUUUGGUGACAAACUUUACUACUUAACUUUUCUGAAUCAAUUAAGGUAAUUGCUUCUUCUCUUUUUAUCUCAAAAACCUCUAUCUCCCACUGUCUUCUUUUCUCACAAGAUCUAAAAAUGCUAUCUUCUCUAUAAAUACCCUCUUCCAUUUUCUCCAGCAGAUUUCCCCCUGAAUCAUUCUUUCCAUCUCUUUAAUCUUCAGUCUGUCCCUAUUUAGUGGUUCCUUCUCUACUUCCUUGAAAUGUCAUCUCCCUCAUCUUUAAAAAAAUAAAUAAAUAAAGGGAAAGAAAAAGAAAAAAAUUUUCACAGCACUUUCACUCCAUUCCUUUGUAAAUAUGGGAGGUUAAUAAUCAGCUUUUCUUGAUUUUGUCUCUUCUUCCUCUUUUUCUUUAUUUUCUUAUUUAAAUGGUAUUUGGUAUAUGGAUUGCUCUCUAGAAGAAGAGAACUAUAAGAAGAAAUUCCAGUUAUGCCAAAAAAUAAAUAAUAUCAAUGAAAAUUUAUUGAAAAAACUCAAUUAAACUUUACUAUCCCCUUAAGUAAUUAUACUGUACAGAGCUACAGGAUGUAGAGACUCCUUUAACAGCCAUAUUCCUUUAAAAAGCUGUGUAUACUCAACGACUUAAUUUCCUCUUUAACCACUCCCUCUAAAACUUUUUGUAACAUAGAUUCCAACCUCAUUACUCAACUGCACCUGUUGAAUCUAAAGUUAGUAAUGAAAUCAUAAUUGCCAAAUCUGGUGGUAUUUCCUCAUUCUCCAUCUUUCUUGACUUCACUAAUGCAUUUGACAUCGUCAACCAUGCUCUUCUGGAUAUUUUUCUCCUUUCUCUGGGUUUUCUUGACAACAUAUUAGUUCUCUUUCUGUCUGAACACUCCUCAACUCAUCAUUCAGAUCAUGUGUCCUAAUUGUAGCUAUUGCCCAAGAUUCUUUUGUGGACCCUCUUAUCUAUAUUCUUUCUUAGUGACCUCAUCAAUUCCCAUGGUAAACAUUUAAUCAAUUAUUUUUUAUUUGUUUAUAAUCCAAUUAUUUCAGUUUAAAUGCAGAAACCAAAACCCCAAGAAUUGAAAUGACUUCCCAAGUUUACUAUGAGAAAUAUGAAAAAGAAAACAUUUCCAUCUGGGAGAAUUUAAUUCAACAUUUUUUAAAUGCCUACUGUGAACUUAGCAUUAUAAAAUGUUUGGGGAAUCAAGGAAAGAAUUGUGAAGGAAAUAAUACCUUAUAUAGGAAUUCAAUAAAGGAAGAAAGAUGAAGAAGAAGGAAUCUAUUCCAAGCAUAGAGGAUAGUAUGGGCUUUCUCAGGCUUGAAGACAUGAAAGAAAAAUAGGGUAAGGCAGGACAAGAACAUAACAAUGACUGAUACAUUCUAACUGGAAUUUAGAGUAUGUGAAAUGAAAUAUUGUAAGAUUAAGAUGAAAAAGAAGAUUGGCUCCAGAUGAAUGGCCCUGAAUGCUAAGAUUUGUAAUUUAUUCUGGUAAGCAACGAAGUUCAAAUGACAGAUUUUGUGAUUAGAGGAAUGAUGUGAUCAAACCUAUUGGUGUCUUCAGGUUUAAAUCUAAUUUUUUUUCUUUAGUAUAUCCUGAUCACAGAAACAGAUUUUCUCUCAAAAAUCUCUGUCUGGCUUAGAGUCUACUAUCAAUUGAAGUUAAGAAAAAGGGCAGGAGGGAACUGGCCCUGAAUUUCUAAGGCAAGGUGAGUUCUAUUUGGGAGAGGUACAUUUUAUAGUAAUGAUACAUCAUCCAGUUGGAAAUAUUCAGCAAGCAAAUGGAAAUAUAGGUCUGAAACUCUGAGUAGAUGUCAUAAAGUAGAAAUUCAGAUUUAGAAACCACUGUAUAAUAUUGAUCCCUAAAGUCAAUGAAGCAAAUGAAAUCCCUAAGAGAGAGAAAUUGUAAAGAUAGAAGAAAGGGAGAUCAAGAAUAGAUCCUUGAGGAAAAUUCAUAUAUUUGAGGAAUUGAAGAAAGGAGAUAUUCAGAAACAGAAAAGGAAAAACCAAAUACUGGAAUGAAUACAGAAUGAAAUGACACAGAAUCAAAAGGAUGGAAGUCAAAAGUGUCAAAUUCUGCAGAGAGUUAGAAGAAAAUGAUUGAAAAAUGUCAUUGAACUUAACCAUAUAAUCAUUUUUAAUCCUUCAAAAGUUGUUUUUGAUAAUGUAGGGAGAAUGAGACCCAAAGAACAAAGAUUUGAGAAGUGAGAAGUAAAAUCUCAGAAUUCUUUUAAUUUCUAUUUCCCAAAUUAAUAGCAAUUUGGAGCAUUUUUUCACAUAGCUAUAGAUUAUCUUGAGAUUCUUCCUUUGAGAGUUAUUUGCCUUUUAAAAUCUUGAGACCAUUUGUCAAGUAGAAAAUAACUGUUCUUAUAAAUUUGAAUGAGUUCCUUUUAGAUCUUGGAAAUGAGACAUUUAUCAGAGAAACUAGAUGCAAAGAUUUUUCUCAAUUGGCUAUUUACCUUUUAAAGUUUUGUUACAUUUAUUUGUGCAAAACCUUUUUAAUUUUAUGUAACAAAAAUUAUUGAUUUUAUCUUUUGUAAUCCUAAAUCACUAAUUUAGUUACAAACUUUUCCUACUGAUAGAUUUAAUAGGUGUAAUUAUUAUACAACCUUUUAUAGUUAGGUCAUAUAUCCACUUGGAGCUUAUCUUGCUCUAAGGUGUUACAUCUAAAUAUGAUUUCUUCCAUAAUGUUUAUACAAUUUUCUCAGUAGUUUUUGUCAUUGAAUGAAUCUUUUUCUCAACAGCUGAGGUCUUUGUGUUUGCCAAAUACUAGGUUAUUAGAUAUAUUUGGCUUCAGUAUAUUUUGUUGCUAAUGUGCUCACUGAUUAAUCUCUAAUUUUUAGCUAGUAUUAAAUUAUUUUGAGAAUUACUGUUUUCUAGUAUAGUCUGAGAUCUGGUAGACUCCUUUCAUUCCUACUUCUUUUCAUUAAUUCCUGUGAAGUUCUUGAUCUUUUUUGCUUUCAUAUGAAUUCCAUUAUUAUUUUUUCUAGUUCUGCAAAAAUAUCCUUGCAUAGUUUAACUGAUAAUAUUGUCAUUUUUCUUAUAUUGAUUCAUUCUACUCAUGAGUAAUUACUAUUUCUCUAAUUAUCUAGAUUUGUCUUUAUGUAAACAGUGGUUUGUAGUUGUGAUUGUAUUUAUAUAGUCUUUGGGUAUAUCUUGGAAAGUAGACUCCCAUAAAUUCUGUAUCCAGAAAUUUUAAAUGGAAUCACUUUCUAUCUCUUUCUACUGGUUUUUAUUGGUAUCAUAUAGGCAUGAUAAUGGUUUGUGUGGAUAUAUUUUAUAUCCUGUAGUUUGCUACAGUUAUUAAUUACAUCAUUUUAAUUUUAGUUGAUGUUUUAGAUUUAAGUACAAAAAUCAUAUCAUCUGUGAAGCAAUCAUUUUGUUUCUUCUUUACCUGUGUAAUAUUCUAAAUUAUUUUUUCUUGUGUUAUUGGCAAUGGACAUAUUUAUUUCACUCUUGAUUACACUGGAAAGAGUUCUAGUUUAUUUUGAUUAUAAUGGAAGUUCUUGGUUUUAGAUACAAUUUAUCAUUUUUUAAAAAGGAUUACUUAUUUGUAUUUUUCUAAGGUUUUAACAGAAAUGGGUGUUUAACUCUGUCAAAAACUUUUUCUUCAUAUGUUGAUAUAGGCAUAUGAUUUUUGCUUAUUAUGUUAUUAAUAUUGUUAAUAAAAUUUACAGAUUUUGUUUUAUUAACUCAA